AUGCCUCAGGAACAGGAUGUCUUCCGCAAAGUCGGUCGCGGUGGGGCAGGCAACUACGUCUCGUCGAAACAAGCCGACGAGGCAACCAAAGACCUUGAAGCGCAGCAGCUAAAGGCCAUUGUUGCUGCUGCUUCUUCGCCGUCAGCGGACCCGUCGCAGGGCCCCGCAAGAGCCGGCCGUGGAGGCGCCGGGAACUUCAUCGACCCGGCGUAUGCUGCGCAGAACCAGGGCCAGCUGGCGGGCGAGACGGGGGCUGCCGUGGCCUCGAGCCUGAAGAAGAAUCCUCAGCCUCAUCGUGCGGGCUGGUCGGGCCGUGGAGGGGCUGGUAACUUCAACUGGGAGACGGCUGCUGAGGAAGAGAGGCGGCAGGACGACGAGAGCCGAGCAGAGUUAGAUAGGAAGAUCAAAGAAGCAGUCGAAGGGGCGUUGAAGAUGCCGGAAAAGGCACACCAUCAUCUAGUCAAGGAGGACGAGGAACAAGGGUGA
Trichoderma virens Gv29-8 is the source of this 486-nucleotide messenger RNA. RefSeq lists its product as uncharacterized. Lineage: Eukaryota; Fungi; Ascomycota; Sordariomycetes; Hypocreales; Hypocreaceae. The transcript is spliced from 2 exons. The record is from RefSeq and is a predicted model, not a curated record. Bases 1 to 486 code for a protein of 161 amino acids.